Molecule: messenger RNA, 2185 nt
Organism: Pseudomyrmex gracilis
Lineage: Eukaryota; Metazoa; Arthropoda; Insecta; Hymenoptera; Formicidae
Product: mitochondrial folate transporter/carrier
Exons: 6
Coding region: 299-1246 (315 amino acids)
Biological process (GO): mitochondrial transport; folate import into mitochondrion; nucleotide transport
Cellular component (GO): mitochondrion; mitochondrial membrane
Molecular function (GO): FAD transmembrane transporter activity; folic acid transmembrane transporter activity
Source: RefSeq, a predicted model, not a curated record
ACAGCUGCUCCGCGAGUAGUAUGGCGAUAACGUUCGGCGUAUGUGGUGUGGAGCGAUCGGUCGUGAUUGCGUAAUCAAGUCCAGCAAACGUGCAAGAGACGGUGAUCCCGAACAAGAGGAGACCGCGUGGGACGCGUUUUUUUCAGACGAUUUUGGGAACAAGUGACGCUACGAAAUCCCGGCGACAGUGCCUCCCGUCGAUCAGGAGAUAUGCCGCAGAGUGGAAGCGCGUAUCGCUGCUAACGCUAGCCCGGAUGCGGAGACGAUCACAACCGCCUGCGACGGUUCGGUAACGAACAUGUCGGCUAUCAAGGGUAACAACACGCCGGGCGGUUUCCGCCAGCUCAAGGUUCUCAGCAAUUUCAAGUACGAGCACUUCGUCGCGGGUAUAUCCGGCGGCGUCGUCUCGACUCUGAUGCUGCAUCCGCUGGACCUCAUCAAGAUCCGGUUCGCAGUGAACGAUGGCCAAGUGAGAGCAGCACCGCAGUACAAUGGUCUGGUGAAUGCAGUCAAACAGAUCAUUAAAACGGAAGGAGUGCGCGGACUUUACAGGGGUGUAACACCGAAUGUUCUGGGAUCAGGCAGUUCGUGGGGUUGCUAUUUCUACUUCUACAACAUGAUAAAGACCACGAUCCAAGGUGGUAACUCGAAGAAACCGCUUGGUCCGUCUAUGCAUAUGUUGGCUGCCGCAAAAGCCGGAGUCCUCACCGUACUCGUGACCAAUCCGAUCUGGGUGGUGAAGACACGGCUGUGCUUACAAUACGCGGGAGAUGUGGAUCUGGCGGAAUCCAAGAGAUAUCGCGGAAUGAUAGACGCUUUAAAGAAAAUAUACAAGAACGAAGGCAUUAGAGGCUUAUAUAAGGGUUUAGUUCCUGGAUUGUUUGGUGUCUCGCACGGUGCGAUGCAAUUCAUGACGUACGAGGAGAUGAAGAACAAAUAUAAUAAUUAUCGCAACGCACCUAUUGACUCGAAAUUGAGUAUAAUGGAAUAUACUAUUUUCGCGGCUCUGUCAAAAUUGAUCGCCGCAGGGUCGACGUAUCCUUACCAGGUAGUGAGAGCGCGACUCCAGGAUCAUCAUCACGAUUACCGGGGCACCUGGGAUUGCAUCCAGUGUACAUGGAGGUAUGAAGGUUGGCGUGGCUUUUUCAAGGGUUUAAGCGCAAAUCUCACCAGAGUGGUUCCGGCAACGGUUAUCACAUUCGUGGUCUACGAAAAUAUGUUUCAUUUUCUGCACAAAUCAUCCUAACGUGCUACUACUGCGGAAGAGACUGUGUUGCUGUGCGGUAGACAAAACGAAGGAUUAAGGUAAAGCGGAAGAAGAAGGAGAAAGAUUCUUUUGAGAAGAAUGAAAUCGAAUAAAAUUAUCAUACGAAACUGGACAUAUUAGAAUUCUUGCAAAUUCCCGAACAUAAUUUAUGUUUGUAAGAAAAACUAUAGGACAAGAGAUCUUUCAAACACACGGUUUUAAAUUCCUUAGUAUGAUACUGCAAGUUGAUAUAUAUGUCAGUUGAAACAAAAAUAACUGUUAAUGUUAUAGAUAAUAAUUUAAGAGAUAGUUUUAUAUUUUUUUAAAUAUUUUAAGAACCAUUUGGCAUAAGGUGUUUCUUACGUUUAAUUUUUGCGAGGAAAUGCGUUCAUUCCCAUAUAAGUGUUUUAUUUACAUUUAUUCAGGAUAUUUGUCUUUUUAUGUCACAAAUGUAAUAGAUGAUGUAAAACUUUGAUUGGCUAAACAUUUACCAUUUUAUUUUAGCACAAAAUGUUUACGGAGACUGAGUGACUAAUAGAGUUAAAAAAAAGAGACUGAUUGUGAGAAUGGUUACUAACGUCGCAAUGUAUAUGUUAUAUACGUAAGAUUCUAUCGAAUUGAAAUAAUUAAAGGCUGAAUUGUUAUUGCAGCGUGCACAUAUUUUUUAAGUGCAUGUUUAAAGUGUAUCGACAAGAAAAAAUUCCCGGUAGUAACGCAAAUACGUAAUUUUCUUUGUGUUAUAUAUUUUGCAAGUGAUAAAAUGUAUGGCUUUUCUAUCUAUAAUUUGUUUUAAGUUUAUAAUUAGAAUAAUUUGUAAAAGGUAUUUGUUGUUUUGGUUUUUAUAUAUUAAGUUGUGUGUCAUUUGUGUUAUAUUUGAAGUUAUACUUGCAAAAGUUUAAUCAUUAAGUUUAAUCAUAAUGGUAACAUUUUAUAGACACA